This is a messenger RNA of Nerophis ophidion (straightnose pipefish), 2824 nucleotides long. RefSeq names its product zinc finger protein 771-like. NCBI's taxonomy places the organism in Eukaryota, Metazoa, Chordata, Actinopteri, Syngnathiformes, Syngnathidae. Gene Ontology annotation, biological process: regulation of transcription by RNA polymerase II. The transcript is spliced from 3 exons. Gene Ontology annotation, molecular function: RNA polymerase II cis-regulatory region sequence-specific DNA binding; DNA-binding transcription activator activity, RNA polymerase II-specific. Gene Ontology annotation, cellular component: nucleus. Bases 311 to 1753 code for a protein of 480 amino acids. The record is from RefSeq and is a predicted model, not a curated record.
UCUUCCGGCAGUGCUAAGAAGAAGGCGUGAUGGUGACGUCAUUGUUGUUGUCGUCAUUUUUGAGUCUUAUGCUGCUCUUUAUCAACUUAACAUGUCUGUCAAGUCUUUCAACUUCACAUUUUCUUCAACAUGUCUGUCAAGUCUUUCAACUUCACAUUUUCUUCAGCAAGUCUUUCAACUUUCUUCUCUGGGGAGCAACUAGCGAGGGCGGGAACUUGUUGACGUUCUUCCGCGGAGGAGGAAGAACUUUGUCAAAGCAAAGAGGAGAACGGACAACAUUGCUUUUUGCCGCAGAACAGCGCCGCCAACAAUGGAGGAGGACGUUGACGAGACCACGCCGGGCUGCAAGGCGGAGCAGGAGAAGCCGCGGUACCCCCGCUUUAAAGAUAAAGAGCAGGACCACAGCAUCAGUCGGGAGGACCCGGAAGGACUGGAGGACGAGCCAGUGAUCCGGGUCGUCUUGAAGUGUGAGGAGGACGAGGUCGAAGGUGAAAAUGGGGAGAAGAGAGAGGCAGACCCUCCGAGCAGCAGCUGGACGCCAGAAGCCGAUGUAGACCACUUGGGGUCAGCUCCAGGACCAGGUAGUGACCACACCACCACACACUCCACUCCUCAAAUGACCACAGAAGCCGAUGUAGACCACUUAGGGUCAGCUCCAGGACCAGGUAGAGACCACACCACUGCACACUCCACUCCUCACAUGACCACAAAAUCUAAUGUAGACCGCUUGGGGUCAGCUCAAGGACCAGGUAGUGACCACACCACUGCACACUCCACUCCUCACAUGACCACAGAAUCUAAUGUAGACCUCAUGGGGUCAGCUCCAGGACCAGGUAGAGACCACACCACCGCACACUCCACUCCUCACAUGACCACAGAAUCUAUUGUAGACCACAUGGGGUCAGCUCCAGGACCAGGUAGAGACCACACCACCGCACACUCCACUCCUCACAUGACCACAGCACCCGAUGUAGACCACAUGGGGUCAGUUCCAGGAUCAGGUAGAGACCACACUACCGCACACUCCACUCCUCACAUGACCACAGAGGCCGAUGUAGACCACAUGGGGUCAGUUCCAGGAUCAGGUAGAGACCACACCACCGCACACUCCAAUCGUCACCUGGACAACACCCGAGUGAUGUGCUCCGAAUGCGAGCGAGAUUUUUACGACAAGAAAACGCUGACAGUGCACAUGCGCACGCACACCGGAGAGAAACCGUUCAUCUGCGCUGUGUGCGGCAAGACAUUCGCCCAGAGGGGGAAUCUGAUCAAACACACCAGGACGCACACGGGCGAGAAACCCUUUUCCUGCCCGUUCUGCACCACCAGUUACAGCGACCGCUCGACUUUGGUCAAACACAUCAGGCGACACACCGGGGAGAAACCAUUCGGCUGUUCCCACUGCCCGGAAAAGUUCUCCCGCAAGUCAAACGUGAUCACGCACACGAGGACGCACACCGGAGAAAAACCCUUUCGCUGCGCGUUCUGCAGCGCCGCCUUCGGCGACCGCUCCACGUUGAACAAGCACGCUAGGACGCACACGGGGGAGAAACCUUUCGGCUGCUCGGUGUGCGGGCAGAGGUUCUCGCAGAGGGAGCACCUGAGAAGACAUGCUAGGACGCACACCGGGGAGAAACCCUUCUCCUGCGCCGUUUGCAGCAAAAGCUUUAGCGACCGCUCGACGUUUGUCCGGCACAUGGGGAGACACCCUGGACAAGUGUUCUCAGACGCCAACGUGGACCCAGGGCACUGAAGCCACCCGCACAGAGACUAGGGUUUUACUGGCUGACACCAGACUGGGGACUAGGAAGGACUUGGCAAUGUUUUCAUGGCCGAGGAUCCUCAAACUAAGAAAAACGUGGACCUCACUUUUGUACCUUGUAUGAAAUUGUCUUUCUAAUUAAACCGUUAAUGUACCUUCUUGUCGUGCAGUAUUAGCACGUUGUAGCAGUGCGCCGCUAAUUGCUAGCUGAUAGCCAGCACUCUAAUCGCUAGUUGACAACUAGCAUGCUAAUUGCUAGAGAAAAAUGAGCAUGCGAAUUACCAGUUGAGAACUAGCAUUCUAAUUAUGUUCUCAAUCCCAAAGAAACUGCUUUUUAUUUUAUUUUACACCGAAUGACCAAUAAUGUCAAAACACUACAUUACCUACAAUUCUGAGACUGAGCUGCCUCUUUUUUUAUUAUUUUAAUUUUUUUUUACACCGAAUGACCAAUUAUGUGAAAACACUACAUUACCCACAAUUCUGAGACUGAGCUGCCCAUUUUUUUUUUUUACACCGAAUGACCAAAAAUGUGAAAGCACUACAUUCACCACAAUUCCGAGAGUGAACUGCCCAUUUUAUAAUUUUUUUUAUACCUAAUGACCAAAAAUGUGAAAGCACUACAUUACCCACAAUUCCGAGAGUGAACUGCCCAUUUUAUAAUUUUUUUUAUACCUAAUGACCAAAAAUGUGAAAGCACUACAUUACCCACAAUUCCAAGACUGAGCUGCCCAUUUUUUUUUUCUUUACACCGAAUGACCAAAAAUGUGAAAACACUACAUUACCCACAAUUCCGAGACUGAGCUCCUCGUUUUUCUUCUUUACAUCGAAUGACCAAAAAUGUGAAAACACUACAUUACCCACAAUUCCGAGACUGAGCUGCCCAUUUUUUUUUUCUUUACACCGAAUGACCAAAAAUGUGAAAACACUACAUUACCCACAAUUCCGAGACUGAGCUGCCCAUUUUUUUUUUCUUUACACCGAAUGACCAAAAAUGUGAAAACACUACAUUACCCACAAUUCCGGGACUGAGCUGCCCAUUUUUUAUUUUUUAAUUUUUUUUAU